AGAAAAGCCUUAAACAUUUGGGGGCGUGAGGACACAGGUGAGAGUCCAUAGAUGCAUUUUGAGUAUUUACAGUAGGGUAAUUCUAGGAAUAGGAUAUUAUAAGGUUAUGCGAGCGAUACAGGGACCUAAACGUACCCAGCCUGAGGUAUCCACCCUGCCCUUGCGAUAAACACUUUGUGUCUUUAGUUUCGUUUUUGUCUCCCGUUGUGCUACGAUGUUUGCGACGCUUCCUUAUCCGCCACAGCAGCACCAGCUUAUUGUUCCGUGAUCUCAAGCCCACUUCCUCCUAGGACCGAUCCCUUUGUGGCAUUACACAGUGUAAAAACUGUGAACUUUGGACUCGUACAUGUUGCUUUAUGAUUGCGAAAGACUGAAGCGACUUGUAAUGCCUCCCUGUUACAAGAUAAGGCUGAUGCUGAAAACGAAACUUUGAAGGCGCAGAGCGACCGACUUCACUAUGUUCGACUUUCUGCCACUGAUUUAACAAGGGAUGGAUGGUGAGAGAAGUGAUGGAGGUGGAGAUCUGGAGGUGGAAGAUGAGUUUGCAUGUGCUGGAAUGCUGCGGGGAUCUCUGACCUGCCUGCAUAGCACUGUGGAGCGGAUAUUUAGGGUGACAUUUGGGAUCGGGGCAGACGAUUUGCCCCACGGCAACAAUGGGCAGAUAUGGCUGAAACUACGAGGGCCGAGCAGCGAUGUGAAAGCUGCCAAAUUAUUUGUGAAGGGACUGGUGAACCAGGAGGAACAGCAGGAGCUUUCAUAUCCUAGCACCCUUCAUUGUGUCUUCUGUGGAGCCAGAGGGCUGUUCUUGGACUGUCUGAUCAAAAGCACCUCAGCACAUAUAGUGGUCGGCUCCCCAGGAUUCCUGCUUAUAUCUGGCCUGGCAGAACCGGUAGUGCGGGCCUACUCUCUUGUUACAGAGCUGGUUAAGAGGUAUGAAGGGACACAAUGCAGACGCUCUGAGACUGGAGACAGAGGCGAGUCCCUGGAUUCACGUCGGACCUUCAAAACUCUGGUGGAGAAACGUGAGGACAGGCACAUCCUGGAUCUUCUGGUGCUUCCAGGGGCAGUCAAGGAAAUCCUGCUGGAUUUGGUGAAAGAAUCAGGACUUGGGUUAAGCCCAAACCUGACAGGCAGAAAUGUGAGAUUACAUGAUGAGGCAGAGGAUAGAUGGGACAAAUCCUCCUCCAUUACAUGCACACUGCCUGAGCCUUCCAGCACUACUGAUCGUUGGGUUGAAGGGAUGAAUGUGGUUCCACGAAAAGAAGCUGCAGCCAAGGACUCCUUCCAGUCUUUCUCCAUGUCUGCAGGAUCCCGACCGAGAGCAGAGGGUGCUGAGGAACGGAUUAUGCAUUCUCCACAGGAGGUGGGAGAAGAUGAGCAGGCAGAGCAGAUGCAAACAAUAGAUACCAAAGAGAAAGAUGGGCUGGGGGAGGUGGAAGAGCUGGAGUCACAGUUGUCAAAGGGAAACAAGGAGUUUUGGCUCCUUUUGAAGUUCUUCACAGCCAUGGGGUACACAGAAGAUGUUGUGAAACGAGUGCUUGCUCAAACCGGUCCCAAAGAGGCCUCGCAGAUAUUGGACUUAGUUCAACAGGAACAAGAUCGCAGCGACACGGAGCAGAUAAUUCAGGGUGCUGCAGGCCCAAAAAAUCAAGAUGGUGUUGGCCUGAAUCAGAGGGAGAGCAACCGACCUUGUGAGACGGAGCACAGAGAGGAUGAAGAAACAGCAUCAGGAGGAGAAAGGGUGAUUAUUAGUAAGGAGCAGGUGGAAGAGAUUUGUGAGGGAGGGGGUGGCGGAGCGACAGGAGGCACAGGACACUUUCAGGGAGAAGGUAGUGCUGAUGAAAAGGAGGGUGGACAAGAUGAAGACUUUGUCCUGGGAGUGGUGAAGAAAGCUGCAGCCAGCUGCGGGUACACAGAACAGAAAGUAGCCGAGGUCUACAGCAUGUUGCCUGAUCGAUCCACACACCAGCUGCUCCUGGAGCUGCAGAGAGAGGAGAUAAAAGAGACAGAGCCAUUCAGGGAGGGCCCAAGAGAGAUGGAUGAUGUGGUGCUGGAGAUAGAGGGACCAAAAUUUGAUGAUGAUGAUGAAGGAUGGGUAGAAUUGUUAAAGCUAAGUGCACCUUUUGCACAACCAGAUUUGUCUGCUCAGAGUAAUAAAGCCCAGCAGCGACCCACAAUUCAAUACACUUCACAGCCUCCACACCAACUUGUCCUGUCUGAAGUCAAAGGGCCGCCCAUGCGUACAUAUCCCUCAUCCCUAGAUCCUCCACUUUCUCAUUUCCAACAUGUCCAAUGCAAUAAACAGUAUAGCCAAAGCAGCCACUGGACUAAUCCAUCCCCCUCAAAAAAAAAUCACCCAACUCCUGACAAUGCCCCAAAGCCAAAGCCGCCAGUUUUCACCGUUAAAGACUCAUCUCCCAUCAGAGCGAAGGAAAGGCAUGGUGUCACGCCUGCUUCUUCAGUUGUGGUGACAGGGGAGCAGCGUUUCCUGGAGGGACUCCAGACACCCUUUGACCUCCAGCUAACAGAUAAGCCUGGAGACCCAAAGCUGAGGGAGAUCAUUAUUGAUGGGAGCAACGUGGCCAUGAGUCAUGGGUUGGGUCACUUCUUCUCCUGUCGAGGAAUCGCUCUCGCCAUCCAGCACUUUUGGGACCGAGGCCAUCGUCAAAUCAGUGCCCUCCUGCCCCAGUGGAGACAGAAGAGUGAUCCCAGGAUCAAAGAGCAACACUAUCUGACUGAGCUGCAGAAGCUGGGCCUACUCUCCUACACACCUUCCAGAGAGGUUCAGGGUAAGAGGAUCAGCUCAUACGAUGACCGAUUCAUGCUGCAGCAUGCGCAAAGGACAGAUGGAGUGAUCGUAACUAAUGACAAUUUGAGAGACCUCUCAGAUGAGUCCCCUGUGUUCCGAGACAUCAUCAAAAAGAGACUUCUUCAGUACACGUUUGUUGGGGAUCACUUCAUGGUACCAGAUGACCCUCUGGGGAGAGGAGGGCCUCACCUGGAUGACUUUCUACGUUCCGAGCACAGGACUCCUGAUGUAGGAAACCACUCUUUUGCUGGUAGCGCCACCAAUUUUCCUCCAUCCAAAACACUGCGCUCCCAAACAGAGGUCAUGAACUUCCGUGACCGAACACUGGGUGUUGCUCUGGAUGCAGCGAAUGGAGGGGGAUGGGGUAAAGGUAGAGGGCAUCGAAGAGGACGGGACAUGGGACACCAGCACAGGGAGCAUGAAGCUGGAGGUCCUGGCCUGGUGUUAAAUACAUGCAGGACUCCAGAGGAAACAGCCAGACUAAGAGAGCACCUCUGUCAGAUUUUUCCCGAUCAGGACAAUAUGGUGAUGCUAGUGCUACAAUGCCACCCAGAGGAGAGGAACAUCAAUGUCCUGUCUGAUCUAAUCUUGAAGCAGCAGGAGGAGUAGACAUCUUUAGGUUUUCCCUGGUUUAUUUCUGUCUUUUCUUACAUUGACGUUGCCCUAAUUUUCCCACCAAAGCAACUACAACAAGCAAACCAAAUUAUUGGUGGAACU
Molecule: messenger RNA, 3526 nt
Organism: Monopterus albus (swamp eel)
Lineage: Eukaryota; Metazoa; Chordata; Actinopteri; Synbranchiformes; Synbranchidae
Gene: khnyn
Product: KH and NYN domain containing
Exons: 9
Coding region: 491-3418 (975 amino acids)
Cellular component (GO): nucleus; cytoplasmic ribonucleoprotein granule
Molecular function (GO): mRNA binding; RNA endonuclease activity
Source: RefSeq, a predicted model, not a curated record